AUGUCGCAGGAAGCGGAGAUACUCCAUCUGCUUCGCAUAGGACGUCGCGAUGCCUUCGAGGCGCGGCUGCAGCAGUUUAGAAGGUUGCAGCUCACGCAGUCAAAGGCCGGCAAGGGCAAACUCUGCAGACUUAUCAACCACGUCGUCCACUCAGAUGGCCAGUACGCAACGGUUCUCAUCGAGGAUAUCUCCAACCUUCUCAACGAUGCCGACCCGAUCGUCAGGAUCGAUGCGCUCGCCGCCUUUGCAUCGUCAGCGCACCUCUUCAUGUUCCACGUGCUGUUGGCUCGGGCGGUACACCCUUCGAGCCAGACAGCCAGGGACGCCGUGGCCGACCUUGCAUGUGCCCUCAGCCUGGUGAAGCGUGCCGCGGUGGAUAUGGAUGCGAGCGACUGCCGGGGAAAGAAUGGACUCGCCAGCGUCACUGAGCUUGUGCAUUCCGGCACACGUUCGCCUGUGGCCAAUGCCCUCAGGGUGGUCAUGAUGGAGCUUGCGAUCCUGGCCCAGCUCGGGGUCUCGCCGGCCAAAUCAGCAAGGGCGAGCCCUAGGCCGGCAACUUCGGAGGCUAAGGAGUCGGACAUGCCUCAACCAGAAGUCUCCCGGGAAGCGGGAGCGAACCAUCGCAACAAAGAAGAGGCCAAAGGCCGUACUAAUCGCAGAUUUGAUUCCGAUGAUUGGCAGUGCGUCGUUCGCGACGAUGCCGAGCUCAUGGCGCAGAUAACGCCCUGGAGCGCAAGCGCAACCAGGUUGCUAGCAGGGUGCAUGUGCGCAGCGACGAAGUCAAACAAGCCCGGGACGCUUGCGCGCAGCCUUAUCGCAGCGGAGGCCGUAUCAACGCUGGUCUCCCACUACCCGUACCAAUAUUUUCACGCCCUCAUGCCAGCCCUCAUCGCAACGCAUACGCACAUGUUCAGGACCGUAGGGGCGUACGAAAGCAUGAUACUGCGCGUUUUCACGAGCCAAGAAGCGCAGCCGUUUCACACGCAGUUGGUGGCCAUGCUGAAGGAGGCUGGCUACAAUUGUGAGCUGACGGACAUGUACAAGCGGGCGCACAUCACUGCCUCCGGGAACAAAUGCUACGUACACGACGCAGAAGCCGACGUCAAGGAGGACGAUGCGAUCAAUGUUGUCGCCUUGAUUGCGGAAACCGGCGACGCCGAAGCGCGGUUCCAGCUGGCCACGAAAAAACUCGAGAACAGGUUGGAAGAUGAGAUGCUGAAGGGCUACAAGGCGGCGCAAGUGUUCGAGUGUAGCGCGCUGGCCAUCAAACACGUGAACAAUACGGACGGAGGCUUCAAUUGCGCCAACGCGCAGAUGAGGGUGGGGCCGCCAAUGCCACCGGCCGAUGAGCCUACGUUUGAUCUCGACUGCACGCCCAACCCCAAAUACACCAUGCCCUCCAGCAUCGCACCAAUAAGACCCACGCCGUGCGAAACGAUACGUGAGCAUCACAGACUGUACAGCUUAUUACUCGCAACACAAAUGAUGGACACCGCAGUGUCCUACACGUGGCAUUUGAGGGCGGCUGUCGCUUUGGGGAACAGACGUGAUCGUUUCGACGCCUUUAAUCGCGCACUGCUCAACAGGCUCUUCGUGUCUGGAACUUUGCCCAAGGAGACGCAGCGUAACCUGCUCGACGCGCUGUUGGACCACAUGGCCCAGAUGGUCAUGAUCAACCACAAACUGGGGGACACUGCUCAAGAAAGACAAGCCAGUCGUCAAAAGAUCGUGAUGGCAGACUCGUCGCUUACGGACGCCCAAAAUAUGGGUGUCAAGGAGCUUAUGACAUACGUGGCAUCAUCGCACCAAUCCGCGUUACUGGAGCAGCUGCUCGACUCCGUCAGCCAACUCCUGCUCACCAAGGCCUGCAUCGAGCUCGCCAAAGGGGUGGUUAGAGGCAACAAAGACGAGGUUAUUAGGGAGCUAAACGAGGUAAAUGCAACUGACCCAGCCGAUCAGCCUACGGGAACUGAAGUCCAGGAUGCGGCAGCCGUUGGACGCCUGGGAUAUGGCGAACUGGUGGAGGUCGUCAUAUCCAAACUCUACGUGCCUUGGAUACUGGAAGUGGUAGAGAUACGCGACGCAUAUGUGCUUCAAAUUUGCAAGUUCAUUCUCAACAUGCCAUUCAUCCCCCUAUCGCUCGUCAAACUGAUCAGCGGAUGGCUGCUGGACCCCACCAGCCGGAGGCUCGCGUUCUCGCUCAUAUCGAACAUCCUCAAAAAAUCGCAAUGCCCAGAUCUCAAACAACGCGUGCUAGAGCUCUUCUUGCGCAGCAUUGUCAGCGAGGACGCCGAGAUUAGGAACCUCUUCCUGAAGCUGGUCUCGUCGCCCAAGGGGCUCUAUCGUGUCAACACCGAAGGCAGGCGCUACAGCGUAGCCGCAUCGGAAGCCGCACAUGACGCGCUGGUGGAAUGGACGCGUUCGGGAGGCGGAUGUUCCAAGUGCAACAUCGGCCCCUACCUCUCCAAGGAGGUUAUUGAGGAGUGUAACGCCAUGGCGGAGAGGCCUAUUUGGCAGUGGAACAAGGGGCUCAUCACAGAAAUAUCGGGUGCACACAGGUCCGUCGGCACGAGAACAAGCGCUAAAUGCAAGGGCUGCGAGUGGCAGGAGCUGUACAACCAGGUGAACAAGACGCCGGAAGUGGACACGCAGCUGGCGAUCGAGUGGCCGCUGUUGCCCUCGGUCUGGCUCGAGGAACUCUUCGCGCUCAUGGCGAUGCCAGAUGCCGUAAAGGCACACCCCUUCCUCGUGGAGAUGUUAGGGGCUGUUGCGAGAGAAGAAAGCGAUGUCGACAUGGUGGAACCCGUCAUUGUCGCCGCCGGGAAGAACGCAGCGCUUGUGCCUUUCGUGUGCCAAAUCGCAGACAAGUUCGACGAGGAAACGACCGCCAAGGCAAGGCGCAACUGCUGCCCUCACGUGGCGGAGAUCGUGAGGGUACUCAGGCAUGAACCGCAGAUGAACGCAUUCCUCGUCACGCUCCUGGGGGAGGUGCGCGCAAUGUGGCUCGACCCCAAGUACAACCUUGUGGAAUCGUGGCAGCGGGAAUCUUCCCCCACCAAGCAGUUGGUUGAGGUUGCACUGAGUCACCUAGACAUGUGCGAGGAGUACGUUCUGCAGCUGACGCCGUUCCUUGGUGUUGAACAGCUAGAGACUGUCGUGACCCACCUGUUCACCAACAGCACUGAAGAGAACCUACAGCGCUGCCUCACGCUACUGCUGGAGGUGCCCACUACAUUCAGGAAGGAGCAGAAGGAGCUCAACCUCGCUCUGCCGCAACACUUCAUGUACCACUGCUACAGCAUCAAGCCCUACAAGGAGCUGCUCAAGCGGCAAACCGGCCUGCUGGAUCUCUGCGUGGAGUAUUGCGUAACUGGACAAAUGAGCGUCGAAUCCGCGCUAUCGGCGUGCACGCUCAUCGUUGAAAGCCCCGAGGACGUCUCAUUCGUCUUUGGCAGGCUGCUCUGCCAGCUCGUGCAGAAGGUACCGCAAACGCGCAGCGUGGUGGUGCAGGCCAUCCUACCGGCGCUGUUCAAGAGAUGCGCGUGGGAGGACAAAAUGCUGUGGCGCGGAGUUGUUAUUUGCAUGACGUCGCUCUGGCCUGGCCAUAAGGAGCAACUGUGCCGGCUCAUCCUACUGCUGCCCCAGCAGCAGGGCGAAGCCACCAUCAAGACGCUGCAAACUCAGCACAACAUCAUCGCCUUCAUGGAGUCAACUCUCCCCCAGCUGGACCACACUGUGCACAUACCGGCGUACAUCAAGACCAUGCUUUCGCUGUAG
This is a messenger RNA of Babesia ovata, 3777 nucleotides long. RefSeq names its product symplekin tight junction carboxy-terminal protein, putative. The record is from RefSeq and is a predicted model, not a curated record. The transcript has 4 exons. Lineage: Eukaryota; Apicomplexa; Aconoidasida; Piroplasmida; Babesiidae. Bases 1 to 3777 code for a protein of 1258 amino acids.